Molecule: messenger RNA, 2230 nt
Organism: Mauremys mutica (yellowpond turtle)
Lineage: Eukaryota; Metazoa; Chordata; Testudines; Geoemydidae
Gene: CORO2A
Product: coronin 2A
Exons: 13
Coding region: 187-1782 (531 amino acids)
Biological process (GO): actin filament organization
Molecular function (GO): actin filament binding
Source: RefSeq, a predicted model, not a curated record
ACCGUGACUCGGGGCUCGCCCCGCCCCGCCCCGCCAGGGACACACCAGCGGCAGGCACGGGCAGACGGCGCCGGGAGGGGCUGGCUUGCUGCUCCGCCGGCGGGGCAGAAUUUGGGAUCCUUGCUGCGGAGAGAGACGAGCUGGCGUCACGCUGCCCUGGGGUGAUUCUGCAGGAGCGUUGCAAAGAUGUCAUGGCACCCUCAGUACCGGAGUUCCAAGUUCCGCCAUGUGUACGGCAAGCCUGCUAGCAAGGAGAAGUGUUACGACUGCGUCCCCAUCACCUGCAGUGUGCACGACAACCACUUCUGCGCUGUCAACCCCCACUUCAUUGCUGUUGUGACAGAGUGUGCAGGGGGCGGGGCUUUCCUCGUGAUACCCAUCCAUCAGACAGGCAAGCUUGAUCCUCACUACCCCAGGGUGUGCGGGCACAGAGGAAAUGUCCUGGACAUCAAGUGGAGCCCCUUUGAUGACUUUGUAAUCGCUUCCUGUUCUGAAGAUGCCACUGUGAAAAUCUGGGACAUCCCCAAACAUUUACUAACAAGGAACAUCACCAGUGCAAGGAAGGAGCUUCUGGGUCAUGCUCGAAGGGUGGGGCUCAUUGAAUGGCAUCCUACGGCCAGCAACAUUAUCUUCAGUACUGGCUAUGAUUAUAAGAUAAUGAUCUGGAACCUCGACACAAAGGCGCCCGUAAUUCAAAAUCCGGUGAAGACAAUCAGCUGUCACAGGGACGUGAUCCUCUCCAUGUCAUUCAACACAGACGGCAGCCUGCUAGCCACUGCCUGCCGGGACAGGAAAAUACGGCUCGUUGACCCACGGUCAGGAGCCAUCCUACAGGAAGCCAGCUGCAAGAAUCACAGAGUGAAUAAAGUUUUGUUUCUAGGAAACAUGAAAAAGCUGCUCUCUACUGGAACAUCCCGCUGGAAUAACAGGCAAAUUGCUCUAUGGGAGCAGGGUGAUCUUUCUGUGCCUUUAGUUGAGGAGGAUCUGGAUGGCUCCUCGGGGCUGCUGUUCCCGUUCUAUGACUCUGACACCCACAUGCUGUAUGUGGUGAGCAAGGGAGAUGGGAACAUACGAUACUAUGAGAUAAGCCCUGAGAAGCCGUACCUGAACUACCUGAUGGAAUACCGCUCCCAUCUACCACAGAAAGGAAUCGGAAUCAUGCCAAAGAGAGGCCUUGACGUGUCGGCCUGCGAGAUCUUCCGGUUCUACAAACUGAUCCCAGGCAAAAGCCUGAUUGAGCCUGUCUCUAUGAUUGUUCCUCGCCGGUCGGAGUCGUACCAGGAAGACAUCUACCCGAUGACAGCUGGAGCCCAGCCAGCACUCACAGCACAGGAAUGGCUGAAUGGAAUUAAUAAAGGUCCUGUCCUGGUAUCUUUGAGACCAGGCUCUGAAAUCCUGAAUUCUCUGACACAAUUUCCUGAGAAAGAACCAUCACCGCUGUCCACAGAAUCAAACCGGUACCAGGGCAGGACAGAAAGAAUGGCAAUGAAGGAAAUUCAGAAGCAAAGUGGGAUCCAAGAAAAGAGAGGCCAGAAAAAAGUGGAGGAAAGAUCGCAGGGAGACCGACAAAUGCAGCUUUCAAAUGGCUUCGACUUAUUUGAGUGUCCUCCACCCAAAACUGAGAAUGAGCUGUUGCAGAUGUUUUACCGACAGCAGGAAGAAAUCCGGAGACUGCGAGAGCAGGUUAACCAGAGGGACGUUCAAGUCAAACAGCUAGAACUGGAGAUUAAAAACAUCCGCAUGGACUCGGGCAGGGACAGAAGGAAGAAUUGCUGUAACUAAAAGUCACUGCAACAACAAGGAUUCAUCUGCAAGAGAGAAUUGAGGGCUCUGUCCUGCAAACACUCCCAUGGGCCCAGAACCUGCUCACCCUGACUCCAAGGAAAAUGCCCGGAAGAGACGUGUUUGCAGAGUUGGGCCGACACAUGCUUAAACUCUGGUAGGUAAGAGUCAGAGAAGAAUGGCAACAUGCCUCUCCUUUAGCUGUGCUGCAGGGAGAGUUCACACAGCCCCAUGCAGAUCUAAAUAAGAACCAAUAAACGUAGGUGCUAAAACCAGUCACACACUUCCUUGCUUCACUGUAAACUGGUCUCCUCUAUUGGCUGGGGGGAAACUAUGUUCUCCUUUUAAUAGUGUCCCUGUGUGUGCUCCACUGCACAUGCAUACGCGCCUCUUGAGCCCUUGAUCGGAGGUUUUCCAUUAGCAGUGUCUGUCCAACCAUGCAUGUGCU